Messenger RNA from Hyaloperonospora brassicae, 4938 nucleotides. Lineage: Eukaryota; Oomycota; Peronosporomycetes; Peronosporales; Peronosporaceae. The record is from the annotation of a GenBank genome assembly.
AUGGACGUCAAGAAGCGAACGGAAACAGCAGUUGCAGCAGCAGCAGAAGAAGGCGCACGAGUUGCAGACGCAUCUGCUCGAAAACGCAGGAAGCCGCGCCACUCUGCAUGCGACAAGAGCGAAUUUGUGAGUGUGGAAGUGGGUAUGCGGGAGCUAAAGCGACGUCUGGAAGCUGCACCAGAAGACGUUGUUGAAGCUGUUGCUGCUGAUGCUACUUUUGAUUCUGUGGCGAAUGCGGCUCUGGCAACUCGAGUGCAACGUGCAACAAGGGAAGAUAGGGGGCCGGUGUACAAAAAAUCGCGUCGAGUCAAGACGAAGACAGUGCUGGUAAAAAGCGCUGUUCCUAUGGACCGAGAAACGAAUGGCGUAACAUGUAGAGCUGAUGAGGAUGGUGCUGAUGCUGUUGUGUCGAAGAUGACGCUGGCAGAAGUAAAGCAGGAGCUCAAACGUGAGCAAAGAGAGAGGGUGGAGACACGCGUCCAGGCGCUGCAGCAGAGAGCUGAGACGAAGGCUGCUGACUCUUCAUCGACUCCUCGCGCACGGAUUGAUCGAUCGCGUGGUUGUUUGCAACAAGUGCGAGGUAGUGGAGGUAAGCCGCUGGUUGAUGGCAAUCAAGUGAUGGAAGCAACAGCGGCGUCGAUGUUUGUGAUGCCAGAAAACAAUGCAAUACACGCAGUAAGUACCUGUUUGGCAGGCACUGCCACCUGUCUGAUGCCGAUCGAAGCUGGUGCUGUAUCAUCGGUUGAGCCAUUGUGUGAAGAUGAGUUUAUUGCCGAGGACAUGGACGAAGAUGCAGUUUUUGCAAUGGCCCUUGAAGAGGUGGAAAAGAAGCUGACAACGUCUCAAACGUCACCACCGCCUUGUACUAAAGCUGUGAGUUCUACCGACUUGAAGUCCGUAGCACCGCAUAGUCUUCAGGUGCCGACAGCCUCUCCGAUUUCCGUGCAGUCGGCGAUUAUAGAACCACAAGUACAGCAGCAGAGGCAGCCAGAACAGGUUCUUGGAGCUACUCAGCAACAAGCGACAGAGGCCAUGCAGAUAGAAGCGACACCAGAGAUCCUGAAAGAGAUGGAGCACUUGAGGCGCGAGAAUGAGUUCCUCAGGCGGUCCAAUGAGCUCCUUCGAGCCGCUGCUCUUACGUCGCCACUGCCGCAAGCAAACGAUGUUGGAAACGAGCAACCUCGCGCGUCGCCUGAUCAUAUGUAUAGUCAAAACGUUUUGGACUCUUUGCGCGAGGAUACUUCACCCGGUACCGUGCCUCGUAGUUCCACGACUCGAUUCCUCAACUUGACCAGAUGUGAUAACGAACAAGAUAUGGAGCCUAUGGUUCCGUCUUGGGAGACUCACUGCAUUCAGGAACAGGUUCAUGCGACAAACGCUCGUUUGCCAGUGAGGGAAACGUCUCCGUCAAAUGCACAAGGCAAAGACACAAUGUUAAAUCUCAGCAACGAAGAUACGAAUUCAAUAAGGGGCCGGCGCAUGGUCAAAGAUGAAAAGAUAUGUGAGCCCGGGAUAAGUGCAGAACACAAGUCAAAGCUGCCAGGUAGAGCGUCGUCGCAACAUCUCGCGGCGGCGACUGGUCCGUCCACGGCCAUGGAAGACGGGCGCUUGUCUGCAACCGAGUUUGCAUCUGAUCAGGGAAAUGGGACCGCUCAACUAACACGGUCGCAAUCACGGGAGAUGUCCUCAUCAGCUGAGACCGCGCAUGGCCGCUGUGCUCAGGCCACUACUGGAAGCGGUGGUGUCGAUGAACGGGAUGUCAGUAUGCUCAACGUCGACGAAAGAGAUUCUAGAAUCGGCGGAGACGACCGGGACGAAGAAGAACAAGAAGUCAAUGGUGACCGAUCGACUGAGCGGGAGUCCACAGUGGACUGUGGGAGCCACGCAGAGUACAAGGUUCGACGCGAGUAUGACUACGAUACUGCUCAUGCUGCUGACAAGCACACGGAUGAGGUUCGUGAUUUAAAACCAUGUGCUUUGGCGGACAAGAUCGAUACCGCACACGCAUCAGCGACCCACGCCGGCUCGGACUUAUCGGACGCGGUACGAAAUGACAUGCCGCAAUAUGCCUAUAAGCGACAUGCACCAGCGCAUACUGAACACCUCGAGCGAGCUACUGCACCUCACAACGCAGACAGCGAGGGUGGUUCGGUCGAAGAUACAGUGACGUGUAUGGAAUCGAUGGAUCAUCGAGAAGGCGUUGCAUCUGCCCCCGUCUUGUCGGAAGGUGAAUCUGAAACCGAAAGCGAUGAAGAUAUGAAGAAUGACAAUGAUGGUUCGAAUGUAUUAGAAGCCGCUCUGAAAGCAGCAGGAGGCGAUUCGGACCACAGAGAUCGCGCUCAGCCACGUUCUGUGUCGAGGGACCGACAAUUUGUGCCAAAAAACUGCCGAUCGGUAGCCGCAUUGGACUCAUUACCUCUACUACCAGCAAAUAGUAGUGCGAAGAAACUUAAGUCUACGAGUACUUCCUCGGUGAGCACCAAAAAACUGCCGAGUACAACAGGCUCUUUGCUAUGGCCAGCGCUAGACGAUUUUUACGACUUUUUGCUCGACAUGUCACCGAGGAAUAUCCGUGGGUGUUCCGAGCAAAAGAGAGUCCACUUGAAGAAAUACGCUGGCAAGAAGCUGCCGGCUCAGCAUAACUCGGUCGAGGACUAUUGCAGCCUGCAACUCGAGGCUGUCAUGGAAGAGUUGAUGGCUUCAGUAAGCAAUGCAACGAACACGAGAGCUAGCGGAAGAUCAAGUCUAGCCCGUCACUUGUCGCUCACGUCAGUAUCGUCUUGCGACUCACAAAGAGGUUCUGCGGCAAUGAAUGGACUGAGUGUUGCUGCCAUUUUCUCCGAGAGUGGCUAUACUGGGACCACUUCCUGCAGCGACGACUUCGUGCUCACUUUUGAUCUCCCUGCGCAUGGCAAGAAGAAUGCAUCGGACUUUACAAGCGGCGAUUUGUUACUCGUGCGCUCUCCUCGCUGGAAAACCUACAACAUGUGUGUUUUCGGUGUGGUUUUGUGCAUCUCAGCAGGGUCCGUAGGAGGAAAAGGAGGUGCUUCGGGGAGUGACUGCAGAGGCAGUCGAAAAGGCGACAAGAUGUGUGUGCUCAUGCGUGCUCACGCGCGUGAUCAAGGGGAGACAGGAGAUACGUUCAGCGUGUUGACUGAGCUGUGUCUAUCGAAUCAGCGCGCACCGAAUUGGCGAUGGUCGCUCGAACAAGUGCACAAUAUUACCACAAGUGCGCGCGAGUACCAAGCGAUCCGAACCAUUCCGUUCUUUUCCAAGGAUCUGCAACAGUUGCUAUUGCGCGGACGUGUGGAAGUCCCGACUGCUGAGCCUACUUCCGACAACAACGCUGCGGCCUCGUCUUCAGUACUUUCGCCACGAUUGCGGAAGUACCUGCUCGAGCACUAUAAUGACUCACAAGUGCAAGCGAUCGUCGGGUGUUUGCGAGACAAUAGCAGAGUCAUUGUUCAAGGACCGCCAGGCACCGGUAAAUCCAAAACAGUCCUGGGACUUCUCUCUGCUUUGCUGGAUGGUGGUGGGUUACCUUCUGUCGGGAAAGCAAAAGGAACAGCGCGUAUUCGAGUCGGAGCGUCGCUCGAAAGCGCUCAAAAGUCCGCUAUGCCCAAGACAGGAGCUGCGACAUCGAUUCGAAUCCUCGUGGCUGCACCCAGUAAUGGAGCUGUCGACGAGCUGGUUGUCCGGGUCCUUUGUGAAGGCUUGUUCGAUAGUGAGAAGGGGGAGUACUUCCAUCCACGCAUUGUACGCGUCGGUCGCCCCGAAAGUGACCAGCAGCUAUCAAGUGUAGCAGCAGCUGCCCGGGAACGCAGCGACGACAAGGCGAACGGCAAAAAAAAGCGAAAGUACGCGCACGCGGUUGAACAGGUCCUGCUUGACACGCUCGUGACAAAGCAUCGAAGUUCGUUUUCGACCGUGAAGCAGACCCGUCAGGCAGUCAUCAAGAAUGCGCAGAUUGUGUUCUGCACGCUGAGUGGAGCUGGCUCCGCGGCCAUGUGUGAGUUUGCACAAGACUUCGAUGCACUCGUCAUCGAUGAGGCGGCUCAAGCAGUUGAGGCGAGUACGCUGAUCCCGUUCAAGUUCCGUCCACGUCGAGUGGUGCUAGUGGGCGACCAUCGCCAGCUGCCAGCAACGGUGAUUUCGAAACAGCUCGUCUCCAUGGGAUACGACCGGAGUCUGCAGCAGCGCCUUGUGGAGAACAACUCGCCCGUGUUGCUGCUCUCUCAGCAGUACCGAAUGCAUCCUGAAGUCGCUGAAUUUCCAUCGGCCUAUUUCUAUAGUCGACGGCUCGUGCAGGAUGACAACAUGCGCGAAUGGACUGCACAGGACUACCACAGUGACUCGGCUUUCAAGCCGUUGCUGUUUUACGAUGUGCACGGAGCCCAAAGCCAAGUCACCGGAUCCACGUCAUUGCGUAACCUGAACGAGGUCGAAGUUGUGACGCAGCUCGUGCGUCGGCUGCUCGACCGGUUCCCACACAAAGAGUGGAAAAAUCGUAUCGGUGUGAUUGCGCCGUACAAGCAGCAGAUCCACGAGGUGCGCGGUGCGAUCGGGAAACUUGAGGCUGCGUUUGAUUGCCGGCUGGACAUUGAUGUGAACACUGUGGACGGCUUCCAGGGUCGGGAGAAGGAGAUUAUCAUUUACUCGUGCGUCCGUACCAGCUACGGGGGCCGUCGACCGAAAAAGAGGCGGAGACACAAAAACGGCACGGACGACAAUGUCCUCGAUGCUUUCUGGGCCGACGAGCGCCGCAUGAACGUUGCGAUCACUCGCGCCAAGAGCAGUUUGUGGAUUGUCGGGAACUCGACGCUGCUGAAGCAAAGUCGUGCGUGGAAAGCUCUCAUCCAGCACACGAAAGACCACGACCGGUACAUUCGCAACACUGCUGCCUUUUUGGCCUCGACUGGCCGCGACUCGAAGAAAUAG